AUGAACACCGAAAUGUCUUACAAUUUCUGCGGUCAAUUCAAUGGCCGAGGUCCUGUUGACCUCGGCGAAAGGCUCAAUUCGCCUUCUCAAGGCGGAUCACUUCACGGUUUCAAUAACCACGGCUUGCUCAGGAACAAUUCAAACGAGUUGCACUUGCAGGACUCACCUGGAGGGAGGAAUGAUGGUGGGAAUAAUCCUUGUCAUUUGGAAUUCCAGCGGACUCCCAACCACGAAGCCAACCCAGGCCGGUUAGAGUAUCCUAACCGGCGUCGAGAGCGCAAUGACCGAUCUCGUUCCCCCUCAAGUCGACCCAUUGGCACCAACACCGAUCCACAGUGGCCAUCUCGUGGUCACCCAAAUCUUCAAGAUUUGCGAGAUCUCCGUGAAUCUGACUUACCAAACAAUACUAUGUCAGGUGAUGAUAUUGGCGACGUAGUGGCCAUGUAUUCAUGUCCACUCAGCGGACCCACGAUGCGUUCUUUUCAGGACAUGGCGACACGGGCCGGUUUGGAAGGCCCGUUUCAUUCAUACGCUAAGGACCAAGCGGAGGUAUUUGGCAAAAAUAAUCGACAUUUGGCUCAAGUAACUGCCAAUUCGAAACUCCUAAUGGAGAUCUUACGCGUCAACAGUAAGAUUGACACAAUGUCUGACCAACUGGCCACGAUGACGAGGGCAGUCAUGGCCCUCGCCUCGCCACCAGAACCAGGACAGGCUCCCGCUCCCGGAUCGGCUACCGCACGAGCCUCAGAAUCCGCUCCAGCUGAAACAACCGUGAGGCCAAAGUGGUGCGCAAGCCCCAAACUUAUUGGGUAUACGGCUGUCGAAAACGGGUUGGAAGGGUACCUACCAAACUCAUUAUUCAAUAUUGCAAAAGAAGGGGCGGCAUUUGCGGCCGAACACCUUCCACGCCAAACCUGUGGAGUGGAAGAAGCCCCCGACACACAAGCGUAUUGUACCGCCCUGAGAUUAGCUGCCAAACACGCCAGAGAAAAGUUACACAACGUGCUCUUGGUAGGCAUCUAUGACCCUAAAACCAAAGACCGAGUUGAUAUACCGGUUCCCCAUCUCAAAGGAAUGGUCCAACGAGUUGCUGUGAGGUGUGCCGUUGCUGGGGACAAAGCCGAAGUAGACGCAGUGUGGGCAGCCACCGAUCGGCCCACACGCGCGCAAAUCACCUAUCUUCGUCGAGAAGCGGCGCGCGUGAUGCUAAAAGGGGGUAGAGGUUCUGAGUCUGUUUGGGCUGCAGUCGAUAGGACGCUUUCCGAGUUGCGAUUGAAGGCAAAUGAAGACUAUACUACCGCCUUUUAUCAAAUAAUCUAUGACGAGGAUUGCAAGUAUUUUGAUGGGAAAAAUUGGUUUAAGAAUCUGAAAGCACGCGAACCAAAAGUCACAUUGGACUUACCAUCCGAGGAGGCCAUCAUGGCGCGCAUGUCUGAAGCCGGGCGGAAUCCGACUCCAUCUGGAUCUCAUCCCACCUCGAUCGGGAAUCCACCAGCAAUUUAA
This is a messenger RNA of Melampsora larici-populina 98AG31, 1503 nucleotides long. RefSeq lists its product as uncharacterized. Lineage: Eukaryota; Fungi; Basidiomycota; Pucciniomycetes; Pucciniales; Melampsoraceae. The record is from RefSeq and is a predicted model, not a curated record. The transcript has 10 exons. Bases 1 to 1503 code for a protein of 500 amino acids.